Messenger RNA from Penaeus monodon (black tiger shrimp), 3094 nucleotides. RefSeq names its product KIF-binding protein-like. The transcript is spliced from 11 exons. The coding region runs from base 158 to 2062 and encodes 634 amino acids. The record is from RefSeq and is a predicted model, not a curated record. NCBI's taxonomy places the organism in Eukaryota, Metazoa, Arthropoda, Malacostraca, Decapoda, Penaeidae.
CGUAAACAAACUGGCUUGCGGGCGAGGUUUCAGCUAGACAGCCCUGAGAAAGUCAUCAGACAAGUAACAUCCUUAAACCAUCGCCAAAGGAAUAAGGAUUUCAGAGCAGAAUAUUUGAAGACUACCGCUGUGUGAAGUGUGUUUUAUAUUCCGCCAGAUGGCUUCUCUGGAGGACCAGUAUCAAAAGGCCUUGAGGCUUUACCAGGAGGACAGUGCCAAUGACCCAGAGUCUGAGCCUUACAAAUCCAAAUAUGCUGCCAGGGAGAUAUUUGAGGAGCUGAAAUCUCGUCUAAGUAAACAGUUGGAUGAAGAUGAUGUUGAUGAUGCUGCAGAGGACCAGCUAGUUGAGGAAGGAGUUGAUGGUGUAGGUUUGACAAGGGCACGCAUGGCUGCUGUAGUGUAUCACCUUGGUGUUAUUGCUGUAGAGACUGAAGAGCUGUCAACAGGAGAGGAGCACCUGAAGAGAGCCCUCAUCAUCCUUGGUGAUCAUGAGGGAAUUGCCACAGGUGUGUCCUCAAUGAAAGUUGGGGAUGAGGGAGUGCUUUCAGCAGCACUGUCAGGUGAUGUAGAUUCCCUGCUGUCCAGCUCUUCUAGCGAAACUGUGUCAGUCAGUCCUGCCACCAUAAGUGCUACAAGCGUUGCAUUGGCCAUCAGUUGCCACAACCAGCUAGGCAUUCUCUGGUCUCAUAGGAAUGUGUUUAGCACAGCAAGACGUCAUUUGGAUCGUGCUAACGUAAUUUAUGAAGAAUAUCAGAAGCAGAAUGCAAAUUCACCAAGGACAAUCCACAGCUUGUUCUCUGCAUGUACGGAGGGAGAACCAGAUGAAAACAGUGGUACAGCUGCCUUGGAGAAACUGCAUACCCUUACCUUUUAUUAUCUGGCACAGGUGUUUGGACAUCUUGGUAUGCCAGAGAAGUCAGCUUGGUACUGUCAUUCUACUCUUCAAAGGCAGUUGGCAAGCAAAGACUAUGACCCAGUUGAAUGGGCUAUCAAUGCAGCCACUCUGUCUCAGUUCUAUCAAGGCAAAGAGAAGUUCAGAACGGCAAGACAUCUGCUGGCAUCAGCCUCAAAAGUGUUAUCGAGUCAUGAGGCAGAAUUUGACACCCAGCAAGCAGAGUCAGAGGAAACCGCUUCAAAACAGGAGAGGUACAAACGGCGUUGUGCAGACGUAGCCCGAUGCUGGGGGAGAUACUGCCUCCUGCUGAUGCAAGUAUCAGUUAACCGUGCCAUUCCUGAUGACCCGCAGGAUGAGCCCAGUCAGCAACAGGAACCAGAAGAAGAAUCUCUGGACAGACAGCUAGAAUUUGUGCAACUAGAAGUGAGUGACCUUGAAUCUGAGGUUGUAUCAACACCAGUAAGCACCUUUGAAGAAAUGCGUCCUCUGUUUUUGUGUGGCUUAAGGCAUUUUACAGAGGCUCGGCAGUAUUACAGCCUUGAGGACCAUGCCAGUGACCAUGUUAGCAUCACCCAAGACAUGAGUCAGUUGUAUAAAGCUCUUGCAUUCUUUGAGCCAAGUGAAGACAGAAGAUCCAAGAUGCACAAACGAAGGAUUGAUCUCUUAAAAAUUCUCGUCCAGGAAUUAAAUCCUCAGUAUUAUCUUCAUGUAUGCAGGCAGCUGAACUAUGAAAUUGCAGAGACCUACUCAGCCAUGAUGGACAGUAAACUGGCCCUUUUGGAGCAUGGCUCAGGGACACCAACACCUGCUCAGGCCAAGAAGAUUAAUACCCUUGCAACCUCAAGCAUACAGCACUUCCUCCACUACCUUGAUUCCAUGAAGGAUACUGCGAGUGGAGAACAGCCAGAGAAGUACUCGGAGGAUUCCGUAAGGCCAGCACUGAUUGCUUGGUUCCACUUGGGUCGUUUAUGGUCGAAGCUUGUUUCUCCGUCCCCCCAAAGUCGGCUCCAGAAUAUUGCCCACUCUCUCCAGAAUUACAAGAGGGUAGUGGCAUACUGUGAAAAAAAUCCAGACUGUGAAUCGGUUGUAGCCCAAGAAUUGGCCAUCUGUCGGGAAAUGGUCCAGCUCUUGCCUCUCAAGAUGGAGCAGAUCAGGGCUCAGUGUUGAUAAACUACCUGACUCCUAGGAAACCAAAGAACUUUGAUUUCAUUAAAAAUCUUGCAGAUAUGGUUGUGAUGUGAAAAGUGCAUGAAUGUGGUGAGAGUGUUUCAAGUUGACAUUCCAUACUGGGGAGGUGAUGAAUUUGUAUUAGGAGUUUGUUGUUUCAAAAUUGGUUGUUAAGCAAAAGAGAUGGGAUUUUGUUGGGAUGCAAUGAUAAAGAGUUAGAUUUUACAAAGAUAGCACUUUAUACUUGGUCAAUAUGUUUUAAACUAGAGAUAUAACAAGUGAAAUUUCAAGGUAUAAAGAUAUUGAUGACUAUGUAAUAUAUGGCAAGUUACAACCCAUGAGAAACACUUAGCUAAGGAUAGGAUUUUUUCAGCAUCUUUUACCCUAUAUGGAUGAUUAGUUGCAGAAUAAAUAUAUGAUGUGAAAUAUGUGAUAUAUAAAGCUUGCUGUAAUUCUGUAAUGAUCAAUAUACUGCUUAAGUGUGAUUUAAUGUACUUCAACUCGAGAUUUUGGGCAAAUAUAUCUUGCUGUUUGGAUAAGCAUAACUCAAAUUAUGUUAGCUUAAUAUGUGGUAAUGAGUUUUAGGCAAGAGUUAUCUGUAUUUUGUAGCUAUAAAAUAGAGAAAUUAUAUAUUAUAGCUAUUUUUCAAGAAAUUAUAUGAAAAUUCUAGCAAGCUGCUGUAUAGAGGAGAGGGGAUAAACAAGAGUUUUCACCAUUUACCUAGAAAAGUUAUUUGCGUGAUUUUUUUUUAUAUAUUCUGCCUCUGUUCUGAUAUGUUAUUUUCAGUUACAUAACUUUUUUUUUAAUAUACCAAGUAUAUAUAAUCAUUUGGCUGUUCUUAGAAAUCUAUAAUAUUUGAGGCCAUGAAGGCAUCAUUAGAAUACCGUUGCAUGCAUUAGUCAUUUUUGGAGUUGAUCAAAUAGAAUUACUUUCAAGUAGCUGUGUAAUGUUUGACAUACAGAGAAAAGCUGAUCUUUGAAAGGUACUUCUUGUAUAAAUGAGGAAAAUGAAAUAAACAGCCUCUAUAAAUUA